AUGUUUGGAUCAUCUCGCGCAUUUGGGAACCAAUCAAACCCAUUUGCAACGAAUUCGAAGUCAUCGAACUCUGCUUUUGGCUUGGCCACAACUGCAAAUUCGGGUCAAGGGUUUGGAAACUCAGGGUUUGGAAGCUCCGGUUUUGGAAGCUCCGGUUUUGGCAGUUCAGGUUUCGGCAGUUCAGGUUUCGGCAACUCGACACAGGGACGCUCGGGAUUUGGCAGCUCAGGGUUUGGAAGUUCGGGAUUUGGUAAAUCAGCACCGACAGCCACUGGCAAUGGAGCAGGAUUUGGUAAUGCAGGAUUUGGUAAUGCAGGAUUUGGUAAUGCAGGAUUUGGGAGUUCAGCAUUUGGCACCAAUAACAAUAGCAAUGCCAGUCUGGCAUUCGGAACUCAAGGCAAAACUCCGUCACAAUCAAGUCCCUUUGGUGCAUUUCUGAAUACCAACACGGGAUCGGCAUUUGGCAAUAAAACUAAUGCAACUACAUCAGCAUUUGGGUCUACACAAAAUCAAGAAACUGCCAGUGGGGCGUUUGGUAACAUCAGCGCCAAUAAUUCAACGAGUUUAGGGUUUGGUAAUCCUUCGGCAUCAUCUGCGUUCGGACUGGGCAAUAAAGCAAGUACACUGUCCGCCUUUGGUGGUAGCGGGUUUGGAAGUAGUGGAUUUGGAAGUAGUGGAUUUGGAAAUGAUGGGUUUGGAAGUAGUGGAUUUGGUAAUGCAAAAUCAUCUCAGCCACUGGCAUUUGGAAAUGCUCCUUCUAACACAAUUGGACAAACGUCUGCCCUCAAUUCUUCAACCGCGCCCAAUGCCUCCACCGCUUCCCCAUUUAGUGCUAUUGCGUCGAAUCCAUUUCAACAACAGCAACCAUCUGCUUCACCGUUUGGUGCGGCGUCUACAUCAAAUUCCCAAACUUCAUCAACUAGCGCAUUCAAACAACCAAACAUAAUGCUGUCUCAACCACCCUUUGGACAGGUGAAGCCCGAUCUGACAAUGCUGUCGCCAUUUGCCUCAACAGCGGUACAGAAUCCAUUCGCCUCAAAUUCGGCAACGAAUCAGCCAGGACAGCAGGGUACUUCUCUGCUGGUAUUUGGCAUUACAAGUGUUGGGAAUACUAAUGGCUCAUUUACAUCGACACAAGCCAGUGCAAUAGCGAAGCCUGGUGAUGUGUCGACUCUGCUUUCUAAGUUGAGUUUGGCAGCACAAGAAGCAUUCAAAGCACCUGCAUUCGAGUUGGGUCAUAUUCCAGAUAUACCUCCUCCCCCGGAACUAUGUGUUUAG
Molecule: messenger RNA, 1278 nt
Organism: Lodderomyces parapsilosis
Lineage: Eukaryota; Fungi; Ascomycota; Pichiomycetes; Serinales; Debaryomycetaceae
Product: FG-nucleoporin
Exons: 1
Coding region: 1-1278 (425 amino acids)
Source: RefSeq, a predicted model, not a curated record